Neoarius graeffei (lesser salmon catfish) is the source of this 4798-nucleotide messenger RNA. Its product is annotated as opioid growth factor receptor-like protein 1. The transcript is spliced from 8 exons. Bases 88 to 1170 code for a protein of 360 amino acids. The record is from RefSeq and is a predicted model, not a curated record. Gene Ontology annotation, cellular component: membrane. Gene Ontology annotation, molecular function: opioid growth factor receptor activity. Lineage: Eukaryota; Metazoa; Chordata; Actinopteri; Siluriformes; Ariidae.
GGUUUUGGUUUCACUUGUUUGAGCGCAUUGGUUACUUCUGGAGAUCUAGGAGAAUAUCCUUACACUGUGUUUUACAGGAAGGAGAGAAUGGGUUGUGAGGGAAGUGUUAUGGAGGACCCUGAUAAUGAAUAUGACUCCACAUGGGAUGAUGAGUGUGAAGAUCAGAAGUUCAGAAUGAUGAGGGCACCUAAGCAGCAGACAUGGACAGCACAGCGAAACCUGGAGGCUGCUCGGCAAAUGCAAAUCUUCAGGCAUGGGUACCGAUUAAGCAACUGUGCUAAUCAGUCACAUGGUCAAGGAAAUCAACGUUUACAUAAUCUUCAUUUCUAUCAGAAUCAAACACCAUUUCAGCCUGAUGGUGUAUAUAUUGAAGCAUUUCACAACCUCUGGUUUGGUGAUUACACAAGACUGGAAAGAGUGCACUCCUACAUUCAGUGGUUGUUUCCAACUCAAGAGCCAGGGGUAAAUUAUCAUGCACAUGUCCUUACCAUAACAGAAAUUAAGCAUUUCCGUGAGGAUAAGAAAGUAAAGAAAAGACUGUUAAAGUCUUACAAGCUCAUGUUGGACUUCUACGGCAUACAACUUGUGAGUGAGUUAACUGGAGAGGUGCAACGUUCAAGAAACUGGAAAGAACGUUUUGAAAACCUAAACAGAAACGCACACAACAAUCUUCGCAUCACCCGCAUCCUAAAGUGCCUGGGUUUACUGGGGUUCUGUCACUUUCAAGCACCGCUGGUUCAUUUCUUCCUCACAGAGACUCUGGUGAAUGGUACACUUCAACAAGUCAAGCAGAGCGUUCUGGACUACUUUGUCUUCACCGUUGUGGACAAGGCUGAACGAAAAAAGCUGAUCAGAUAUGCCUUCUGGAAUUUUGAGCCAAAACAGCAAUUUGUGUGGUGUCCUAGAAGGAUUCAAAGAACAUUUGUGAAAAGAUUACCAAAAACGAAACAUCCUUUGCAAAUAUUGGCUGAUGCCGGAAUGCACAACCAACCAGCUCAUAGCAGAGGGCUGGAAGUGCCACUCUCUAGUAAAAAUAGUGCAAAGAACAAGAGAGUAGGAAAUGCAGGCCACAAGAAAAUAGAGCCUAGGAACUCCCGUCCUUCAGCACAGAGCUACUCAUAUCGUCGCCCAAAACAAGCCAGAAUUGUCAGGAAGAACUUGUCAAUUUAAUUAUAGUGGCAAGUUUGCCAAGAAGAAGGUCCGGGCUCGAGCCCCGUGGCCGGCGAGGGCCUUUCUGUGCGGAGUUUGCAUGUUCUCCCCGUGUCCACGUGGGUUUCCUCCGGGUGCUCCGGUUUCCCCCACAGUCCAAAGACAUGCAGGUUAGGUUAACUGGUGACUCUAAAUUGACCGUAGGUGUGAAUGUGAGUGGUUGUCUGUGUCUAUGUGUCAGCCCUGUGAUGACCUGGCAACUUUUCCAGGGUGUACCCCGCCUUUCACCCAUAGUCAGCUGGGAUAGGCUCCAGCUUGCCUGCGACCCUGUAGAACAGGAUAAAGCGGUUAGAGAUAAUGAGAUGAGAUGAGUUUGCCAAGAAAAGCAACACAAUUACCUCAGUAUACACAGUAGAAAGUAAUUUAAUUUAGGUGUCAUUUAUUUGCUACCACACAGUUAAGCUAAUGUUAGCUAAUUCAUGCUGGUGUAUCCAUUUUAUCCUCUAGCAAACUAACAAUAAACAUGGCCGAAAGUCAGUGCCAUGGUUGCACAUCUGGUGCCAUGGUUGCACAUCUGAUCCAACACCAUCUGACAAACAGCACAUCUCACCCAAGAACUAACAUUAUCCUGUGUUCAACAGCAGUCGUGUUCACCAUACACUGUAACCCCACUAUAAUGAACUCUUUUACUAUGAAGUUUCGCAUAUCAUGAACUAAGUUCAUGUCUCCCUUGCCUUUAGUGACAAUGAGUCGGAGUCUUCAAAAUAUAUCAGUGUGUCAUGUCCACACACAUUGGCACUUGGAGCACGCAGUGCUAUUAGGACUAAUUACAGUGCUAUGCACCUGUUCCAGAUUAGAGCGCAAUCACAGCACGCACUGAUGAGGACUCUCUAAGGACCCAUCCACACAAGUACGUUUUUGUCGAAUCCGCAUAAAUACUUUAUCAUUUCGGCCUCGCGUCCAGACAGAUCUGGCUUUUUCGAGGUGUGAAACCAGUAUUUUUUGAAAACGGGUCCCAGAGUGGGAAAAUCCUAAAACGCUGGAUAGCCUGGAGUCGUCUGGACGGCAAAUGCGGAUUUUUUUCAGAAACAAUGACGUAUAAGCCCCGCCUCUCUAACCUUUAACCUCAGCCACUGCCGCUAGACGCGUCAUAACAACAACAAUGGCGGACUACAGGCUUGUGCUUGUACUGCAGAAACAACUCUCAGAAUUGCGCUGGCCAUGAUAGUCCUCUUCUCGUGUUAUGAGCUUGUUUGUAAACAGCGCGUGACCUUUAUACGCAUGCUCCAUGGCUUCUCUUCCAGUUUUAGUGUAUUGGUGUGGCGGCGUCACAGCGCCACAUACAGGCCUGGCAUAUGUACUACAGCGUUUUGGGUCGUUUCCAGUGAAUCCCUGGGGACACAGAUAUUUCUGGAAACGACGCCAUGUUUACGGAGAUUUUUUCAAAACGACAGCGUAUUGGGUGAGGCCGCAUACACGUGUGGACGGGCCCUAAAACACAAAGACUUGGCAAAGUAGACGCACUGUACCUCGUGUCUCACAUUACCAAGCCUUGCAUCUGUGUAUUGCCAUUCUGGUUUUGACUUCUGUUUUGUGUAUUUGGACUCUCCCUCUCGUUGUUGUCUCUGCCAUUCUGUUUGUGCCUCGCUUGACCAUUGCCCAUUUCACGACCCUUCCUUUGUCUUAUGUUUUUGAACCGUUUGCCUGUUUGUUUGUCAUUAAACACCCUUCCUGCAAUUACAUCAGUCACUCGCUUGCUUACAUGACACACUGAGCCACUCUUCCCACUAGAGACAAACAAUAAGUAGUCAAUCCGCAGUCAAGUUAACAAUACAUGUUACGGCCAUAAAACAAAGGCUUCACGAGCCUCGCUUAAGUUUCGAUCACUAACAAUUAUCAAGAAUGGUGAUCAAAGAAUCGAUAAAAGGACAAAAUGACUGCUGAUACCAUGAAACCUAACACCGAGUUCAAGCGUUCUGGUGGCGUUUUUAUUACCCCCUGCCAUGCCACUGACAUAAAUGACAUCAUCAGUGAUUUGCAACACAUGAAAUCAAUUGAAUGGUGAAGAUUUAGAAAACAUAGUGAGUCAGUGGAAGGACAUUGACAGCGAUGCAUCGGAAACCUUUGUCAUUUCCAUAACCGAUGAAGAAAUCAUCAUCUCCGCUUGUGAUCCUUUAAAUCAGUCAGUGAACUGUGAUAGUGACUUGGAAGGAGAAAUUCACAAUAAGGAGAAUGUUCUGCAUAUAACAUGAGUGUUUGGUGUGACAAGUAGGUCCAUUUCAGUAUUACAAACUUUUCAGUAUAACAAACUGUUUGGACGUCCACCAAGAAGUUCAUUAUAGCGGGGUUGCAGCGUCCAUCCAUUAUCUGUAACCGCUUAUCCUGUGUAGAGUUGCGGGCAAGCUGGAGCCUAUCCCAGCUGACUAUGCGGGAGAGGUGGGGUACACCCUGGACAAGUCGCCAGGUCAUCGCAGGGCUGACACAUAGAGACAAACAACCAUUCACACUCACGGUCAAUUUAGACCCACCAAUUAGCCUAACCUGCAUGUUUUUGGACUGUGGAGAAAACCCACACAGACACAGGGAGAACAUGCAAACUCCACACAGAAAGGCCCCUGUCGGCCACUGGGUUUGAACCCAGAACCUUCUUGCUGUGAGGCGACAGUGCUAGCCACUACACCAUGCUGCCUGUUUAAAUAAAAGUCAGUGCUAAUUAUAGUUGCAGUGCAAUUGUAUGCAUAGGGAGACUUUUUUUAAAGAGAUAAAUUACACAUCUGAGGAAAUUGUUGAUAUUUUGUACUGUUCUGCAUCAUUUUGAAUCUCACUGCGUUUUUACAGUGGUCGGAGUUAAAGUGGGAUAGAGCACAUUCACCUUUGAUUUAAUUAUUAUUACUAUUAUUUUUAGCAAUUCUACACCUUUUUCAACAAUAUUUACACUAGUAAGAAAUGAAAAAUAUUGACUAUUGCACUUUUAAUCAGAUGUAGAGUAAGAUUUUAUGAAACAUUUUUCGCCAAAUCUACACCUAGAAGAAUAAUUACUUUGUCCAUUUUAGAUUUUAAAAAAGUGCUUAUGAUUAUGAGUCAUUUGAGAGUCAAUUAUUAUUGAGAUGAACCAAAUGAUAUGACUCACUGAAAAGAAGCAGAAUUCACAUUAAACUAGAAAAGCACUCGGAGAGCGCAGACCUCCGCCAGGAAUCCUUUAAAAAAUUCCGGGAUCCAGAAGGUGAUCCGGAUCACCGCCAAAAUUUAAUGGAUUGUUACAUGUGCCCAGUCACACCUCUGGAAAAAAUUUCAGAGCAAUCCGUUCAUAACUUUUUCCGGAAUGUUGCUAACAGCAAACCAACAAACAAACCAACGCUACCGAAAACAUAACCUCCUUGGUGGAGGUAAUUAAUCAAAAGCACAAUAUGAGUGCAACACACACACACACACACACACACACACACACACACACACACACACUACUGUGGCUAACCAUUAUUAGCACUGUCUGUACACUCAUAUUUAUGAAUAUCACAAAACAGGAACAGAACAGCUGGGUUAUGUUAGCAUCAGGGUACUGGUACUAGUACUAUUCCUCACUACAGUCGAACUGUAAUUAUAAAUGAAAGAUGCAAGCCUUCCAAUAAACUGUACUGUUGUUGUUGUU